Anolis sagrei ordinatus is the source of this 3530-nucleotide messenger RNA. Its product is annotated as B-cadherin-like. Gene Ontology annotation, cellular component: plasma membrane; catenin complex; adherens junction. NCBI's taxonomy places the organism in Eukaryota, Metazoa, Chordata, Lepidosauria, Squamata, Anolidae. Gene Ontology annotation, molecular function: cadherin binding; calcium ion binding. The record is from RefSeq and is a predicted model, not a curated record. Gene Ontology annotation, biological process: cell-cell junction assembly; calcium-dependent cell-cell adhesion; cell morphogenesis.
AAAACGGGCGUGGCUUUGGGGCGCCCCGCCCAGAGAGAGCCUCACCUGGAGAAGCUUCUUCUCCUCCUUCGGAGGCUUUGCUUUCAGAGCGUCGGAGGAAGGAGAAGAAGGAUUAGGAGCAGGAGGGGGAGCAGAAAAAGAAGAGAAGGAGAAGGAGAAAAAGGAGAAGUGCUCAAGGGCAAGGGCGACUUUUCCCCCCCUUUCUAUCUCUCUCUGUCUCUCUCCAAGCCAUGCUUCAGGGCGCCUACCUUUUCCUCCUCCUGCUCCAGGCGGGUCCUGGCUCCUGGGGCUCCCUCCACCCGCCUUGUGUCCCUGGCUUCCUGGCUCAGCACUUUGCCUUCGCCUCCUCCAAACUAGACCUUCCUCCAGGACACAUUUUGGGGAAAGUGCCCUUUGUGGACUGCCAAGGCGGUUUUCCGGCUUCAUUUGUGGUGGACGAUGCGGCUUUCCAGGUUUUGGCUGAUGGAACGCUUCUGGCCCAGCAUCACCUGCGCCUGCCUGAGUCGGGGAAGACCUUCUCGGUGCGCACCUGGGAUGCUUCAGGGACCCAACACUCCACCUUGGUGACUGUGCGGCACGAAAGAGGGCCCUCCCAGGAUGAAAAAGAAGAAGCGGGGAAGGUGCUUUCCUUUCCGUUGGGGAAACCUGGUCUGAAGCGGCAGAAGAGAGACUGGGUGAUCCCCCCCAUCAGGGUCCCUGAAAAUGAACGGGGCCCCUUCCCCAAAAAGCUGGUUCAGAUCAAGUCCAACCGGGACAAAGACACCAAGAUCUUCUACAGCAUCACAGGUCAAGGGGCCGAUACCCCUCCCGAGGGGGUUUUCACCAUUGAGAAGGAAACCGGGUGGAUGAAGGUCACUCAACCACUGGACAGGGAGCACAUCGACAAAUACCAUCUCUUUUCACACGCCGUGUCCGAAAACGGCAAGUCAGUGGAGGAGCCCAUGGAAAUCAUUGUGACAGUCACCGACCAGAACGACAACAAGCCCCAGUUCACCCAGGAGGUCUUCCGGGGGUCCGUCCUGGAGGGAGCCACUCCUGGGACCUCCGUGAUGCAGGUCACGGCCACGGAUGCGGACGACGCCAUUGAGAGCUACAACGGGGUCAUUGCUUACUCCAUCCUCAGCCAGGUCCCCGAAGAGCCCCACAGGCAGAUGUUUGCCAUCAAUCGGGCCACUGGUGCCAUCAGCGUCAUCGCCAGCGGGCUGGACCGGGAGAGAGUAAGAGAAUACAUCCUGACCCUGCAAGCAGCUGAUUUGGAUGGCGACGGACUAACGAGCAGCGCUAAGGCCGUGAUCGAGGUGGCGGACGUCAAUGACAACGCGCCUGAGUUCAAACAGCAGGCGUAUUCGGUGGAGGUUCCUGAGAAUGAAGUGGGGCUGGAGGUGGUGCGCCUGGAGGUCACCGACAAGGACGAACCGGGAUCUUUAGCCUGGAGAGCCGCCUUUUCCAUCACGCAAGGCAAUGAACGGGGCUUCUUCCGCAUCUCCACCGACCCAGAGACCAACGAAGGCAUCCUGGCCACCGCCAAAGCCUUGGACUUUGAGGAGCAGAGACAGUUUGUGCUACAGGUGGAGGUCGCCAACGAGGCUCCCUUUGCUGUCCGGCUGCCCACCUCCACGGCUACCGUCACGGUCAACGUGCGGGAUGUCAAUGAGGCGCCGGCCUUCGCACCCCCGGUCCAAAGAGCUCAGGUCUCAGAGGACGUUCCUGUGGAGAGCCAAGUCACCAUCUUCACAGCUCAGGACCCUGACCAAGAGCAGCAGCAGACCAUCAGGUACUCCAUUGGGAAUGACCCAGCUGCUUGGCUGGCCAUUGACCCCGAAAGCGGCGCCAUCAAGACCCGAAAUAAGCUGGACCGGGAAUCUCCUCUGGUCCAGAACAGCACCUACAGAGCCAUUGUGCUGGCCGUGGACAAUGGGACCCCUCCAGCCACAGGGACCGGCACCUUGAUCCUGACCUUGCUGGACGUCAACGACAAUGGCCCAGUGCCCGACCAGCGGGAACUGACUGUCUGCAACCAUCGUCCGGAGCCCCAGCAGCUGCACAUUUUGGACAAGGACCUGCCACCCAACACCUCUCCCUUCCGCGCUGAGCUUGUCCACGGUUCGGAGCAAAACUGGGAUGUGGAGAUGGAUGCCAAAGGUGAGGUGGCCACCUUGAAGCUGCUGGACCCCCUCAAGCAGGGCACCUAUGAUGUCCAUCUGAAGCUCUUCGACAGUCAGGACCUGCACCAAGUGACCGUCCUCAAGGUCACAGUCUGCGAGUGUGAGGGUCCUAUUGAUCGGUGUCCUGAGAAGCAGCUGGCUGGCGUUGGGGGUGCGGUCAUCUUGGUCAUCCUUGGGUCUGUUUUGGCCCUGCUGAUCUUGCUGCUCGUGCUCUUCCUGUUUAUGCGGCGCAAGAAAGCGGUCAAGGAGCCCCUUUUGCUGCCAGAAGAAGACACUCGGGACAAUAUCUUCUAUUACGGCGAAGAGGGAGGCGGAGAGGAAGAUCAGGACUAUGACCUCAGCCAGUUGCACAGAGGCCUGGAUGCUCGUCCAGAGGUCGUUAUACGGAACGAUGUGGCACCCACUUUGCUGCCCGCCCCACAGUACCGCCCACGCCCGGCGAACCCAGAUGAGAUUGGCAACUUCAUCCACGAGAACCUGAAGGCGGCCGACGCGGACCCCACGGCGCCCCCUUACGACUCCCUGCUGGUCUUUGACUACGAGGGCAGCGGCUCUGAAGCCGGAUCGCUCAGCUCCCUGAACUCCUCUUCCGACGGAGACCAGGACUACGACUAUCUCAGCGAAUGGGGCAACCGCUUCAAGAAACUGGCUGACAUGUACGGCGGAGGCGAGGAAGAGGAUUGAAGGCCGGAAGAAAGGGGGCAACGGCCUCUCUUCACCCCAAUAGGACUCUCCUGGCUGCCAAACCCAUUGUUUGUUUAUAAUUUUGGGGGGUCCUGCCUCCUGACUUUACAUUUCAGAAUGUGCCUAAGAGGGUUUCCAAGCCCAUCUCUGAAUAUUUCUCUUUAUCCUUCCUGCUGGAGUGCCUCUGGAUCCAGGUGCGUCCUUAACUGCAAGAUAAAAAAUACCUGCAAGGUAUUUGCAGCUAGGUUCAUAAUAAAACCCCCAAAUCAGCCUUCGCCACCUUUCCACGGAGCCAAAGGAUGCCCAUUCCUUGCCAUUGGGGCCCUGGGUUAAGUUGGCACCUGGUGACGAUGCAAGGGAAGGACUUCAGGUGUGUUUAUUUGAGGGAAAGGCAGGUAAAGAAGGUUCCUAGAGCCAUGCAUUCUGGAGAAAGGCCAUCCCAUUGCUGCCUCAUCGGUUGCCCGGCCUUUGCAACCCUCUCUUCCCUUCCCAAAACAAUAUCUCUUGUGCUGCCUCUUUUUAAAAUCAUACUAAUGAUAAGCCUAUCCUAAGUGUCCCUAGAUGAGAUUGUGGGGCUUUUUUGUUUUUGUACUGUGUAUGAUAUAGACUCUGAGAUGAUGAAAGGAUUGGACAAUCAGGGUGUACAAGUUUUAAUAAAGGAUUUUCUUCUUUUUUAAGAAA